AUGGUGGUGUUCAAUGGGGCCUUACUCAGCCUGAACCUCCCAGUCAAGCCCGCUCACCCUGUCAGGACCACUGCAGUAUCAGACUGCAACUUCAGAGAUGCAAGUCUUAUCGCUCAGGUUCAUCAGGCAGAUCGCGAUCCUGUGAGAAAGUCCUGGCCACUGCCCCAAAGAAGGCUAAGGAGGAGAGGGGGUGGUAGAAGAUGCAAAGUGAUAACACGAGCAUCUCUAGCACUACCGCAACUGCUGCCUGCCACAACAGUGCAGGGCGUCUGGACAGCUUUGAUCAUUGCAGGAGCAGGAGGACUCUGGUCUGAGCGUACUAGGAUUGGGAAGGAAUUGAGUGGGCCCCUAGUAAGCACGCUCAUUGGGCUUCUGUUCUCCAAUGUUGGCCUGAUCGGGGGAGUCCAUGCCGGGGCAGUGUAUGACACAGUCAACAAAUUCAUCUUGCCUCUUGCCAUUCCCUUGCUUCUAUACUCUGCAGAUCUCAGGAGAGUGUUUCAGGAGACUGGAAGGCUGCUGCUAGCUUUUAUCAUUGGAGCGUUUGCAACGGUGGUGGGAACAGUGGUGGCCUUCAAGCUGGUGCCCUUGGCCGCGCUCGGUGCACAGGAUUCUUGGAAGAUUGCCAGCGCGCUCGCAGCGAGGCACAUUGGGGGCGCCAUCAACUAUGUGGCUGUUGCAGAGACGCUGCAGGUGUCCCCAUCAGCGCAGAUGGCGGGCCUGGCUGCUGACAACCUCCUGUGUGCGGUCUAUUUCACUACAAUCUUCCAUUUGGCGCGCAAGAUCCCUCCUGAGAGUGCAAGUGCCGGUCAGGCCUCCGCCGAUGAUCAACCCGCUGCAGAAGGCAUCAAGGCAUGUUCCCCUCCUCAUGGCAUGGCUAGCACAGGAAUAGCUAUAUCGGCCAUUCUGUGCUAUGUCGGACAGCAGCUGGCGGUUGCUGUUGGCUUUCCAAGCUCUUCAAUCUCAAUCAUUACACUGCUCACCGUUGCUCUCGCCACAUGUUUUCCAACCCAGCUGAAGCCGCUCGUAGCUUCCAGUGAGGGCAUAGCCUUCAUCCUGCUUCAGAUAUUCUUUGCAGCCGUUGGCGCUUCUGGGCAGAUACGAGCGGUUCUGACCACUGCGCCAUCUCUAUUUCUCUUCUGCUUCCUCCAAAUUGCGAUUCAUCUUGGCAUUAUUCUGGGAGUGGGCCGGGCAGCUGGCUUUGCCCGCAAGGAUCUUUUGCUGGCAUCAAAUGCAAAUGUUGGAGGCCCCAGCACUGCAGGAGGCAUGGCAGCUGCAAAAGGCUGGCAAUCGCUGCUUGUCCCAGCACUGCUGAUUGGCACUUUCGGGUAUUCGUGUGCAACAUUCGUAGCCCUAGUUUUAGGGUCCACAGUUCUGCGCGGUAUGGUGGUGAUAUGA
Coccomyxa subellipsoidea C-169 is the source of this 1395-nucleotide messenger RNA. RefSeq names its product DUF819-domain-containing protein. The coding region runs from base 1 to 1395 and encodes 464 amino acids. The transcript is spliced from 7 exons. NCBI's taxonomy places the organism in Eukaryota, Viridiplantae, Chlorophyta, Trebouxiophyceae, Coccomyxaceae. The record is from RefSeq and is a predicted model, not a curated record.